Molecule: messenger RNA, 1179 nt
Organism: Stylonychia lemnae
Lineage: Eukaryota; Ciliophora; Spirotrichea; Sporadotrichida; Oxytrichidae
Source: the annotation of a GenBank genome assembly
AUGGGUUAAUCAUCUAGCAAGCUAGCUCUUAAUUAAGUUCGAAUCUCAAAUCACUUCAUUGAUAAAUAUUGGUAAUACAGAGAAGAAAACAAAGAGACUCAGUUUAAAUUCACUCAGGAAGAAGCUUAAAUUUUGCCAAUCUAAGACAUUUUCCUAAUGAACAACAACUAAUAUAAUUAUAAAGAAGAAAAGUUUGAUCUCACAAAAUUAAAGAUAUUUAUCAAGCCUCUUAGCCCACUCACAAUACUCUAUGAAUUAUAAGAUGUUAGCAAAUUCAUUUAAGAUUGCAUCUUUGGCGAUAAGAGUUAAGUUUUAGUUAUGCUUCUCUACAAAUUGCAACAGAGAUUCUUAAUUAAGCCUUUAAAGCAAAUCUUCAGUUAAAAAAAUCUCAGAGAGAUACUUUUUUAAGUAGGGUAGAAAGUUGUAGCAGCCUCUGAUUUAUAAAACAAUAUUGAAAAUUUUGAUGAUUAAUUCUAGUAUAUCUAGUUUGACUUUGCACUUUGGAUAAAAAUUGUUGAUUAGAUGAUAUACUUGAAUCAAAAUUAAGAGAGGAGCAUUAUCUCUCUUGAUGAUAAUGGUUAGAAAAUUCAAGAUUAGCUAAUAUCUAUAAUAACUUCUGGUGUGAUAUCAGAAAUUCUCUCUAUAGAUAAAAGAUACUCUCUAUUCUAAAAAUAAGAGGAUGUUUUUACUGGAAUAAUUUCCAAGAUCUAAUCAUUUUUUGAAAUCUUCUAAAGAACAAAGGAGACAAUAGCUUAUUAGUACAAAGAGUUAUUUCUUUUUAAUUUGGACUUGCUUGAUGAGCUCAAGCUUUUGAUUGAAGAUGAAAAUGAACCAGAAUUUACUGAUGAAACAUUACUUAUUGAUGCAGAACAAAUGUAGAAGAUAUUCUAAUCGAUGCUUGCCAGAAAUUCUGAUUACCUGCCUGAUUUUGUAGAGUAAUAAGUCAAUGAGGAGAAUUUGGAUUAACAGUAAGAGGAAGAUGACGAUAUAAUAGGGGAAUCUGAAGUAUAGCAUGAUUAUGAAAACCAGAAUUAGGACUAACCCAAUGUACCUAGUGUAUAAAUUAAUACUUACUUAAAUCAGAGAGAAGAUAGUGAUUAAUUCAUAAGUCAUAGCAAUAAUGAUGAUUAUGAUAAUAACUACUAAAGAUAUGAAAGCUAUCUAGAUCUAGAUUUAUGA